Trichobilharzia regenti is the source of this 4362-nucleotide messenger RNA. The record is from the annotation of a GenBank genome assembly. Lineage: Eukaryota; Metazoa; Platyhelminthes; Trematoda; Strigeidida; Schistosomatidae.
AUGGACUCUUUACUUGAUUUGAUUCAGUCGCUUGAGUCAGGAUUAACAGAUAUCAAAAUUACUUCACAAAAAGAAUCUAUUGAAGCGCUUAUUACUGGGAUGAAAAAUAUCCCACUUUCAAAUAUAACAUGUAAAGAGAUUGAUCACCUUGUAGACUUUUUGUCGGAUCGUUUAGCGCUUUCUGAUCCAAAUAUUACAAAUUUAAUACUUGAUGGAUUUAUAUGGUUGAUAAAAUCUGUUUGGUCUAAUGGCUGCAGUCUGAUUAAUUCACAACAAGCUGAACGAAUUGUUCAAAAUGGUAUAUUUGGUCAUUUAUCUAUUCAGAGUUUGACAAAAUCUGGAAGAUUAAAAGUAUUUCAAUUGUUGCACUGUUUUCUGACAGGACCACAGUUGACUGGUAUUCAAUCAAUGAAAUCCUCUUUUAUCAAAAAUUAUCUGGUUGCUAUUGAUGGAGAAAAAGAUCCACAAGUUUUACAAUUAAUUUUUCAAAUGAAUGCAAUAAUUGUCAAAGCUUUGCCUUCAGUGACAGAAUUCGUAGAUGAACUUUUUGAAACAACAUCAGUUUACUUCCCAAUAGAUUUUUCACCACCUCCUGGUGGUGGUAUUUCUGGUAUCACACGUGAUAUACUCGUUGCUAGCCUACACAAGUGUCUUUUUGCCAUGCGAAAUAUGACUGGUCAUCUAUUGAUGCCACUUAUAUGUGAGAAAAUUGAAUCAGAUUGGACAGAUGGUCAAUUGGAUGCUUUAAGUUUACUAACUGACUGCUUACAUGGACAACUGAUGCACAGUAACGGGAAUGAUGGUGAUCAACUUCUAUCCGAUGGAAAUCCAAUCGAAAUACGACAUAUUUCUCCCUAUCUUGGUGUAAUUUUUCCUGCAUUGAUUAAAAUUGCGAAUCAAAUAGAGAAAAGAAGAAAUAAAACACAUGUCUCCGCUCUUGCUUUAUCCUGUGUCUCUGGCUUAAUUUAUGCAUACUCGAAACAGACUAACGAACAGUCUCAACUGGAGGAUUUCGCUGUAAUCUUAUUACGAAGUUUUGGUUUAUCAUCUGAUAAGUCAGACAAAAAUCAGUCAACAGUUAUAAUUCCUUCAGGCGUUAUCGUUGACUAUAUCAUUGAAAGCUUUAAAUCUGCUCAAAACAAUGUUCUGUUAUGUUCAAUUCUCUUGAAUUAUACUAUUCCGUGUUUAUCUUCUCCGCCAAUCUCAGAUUCUGCUGGCGAUGCUUGUCAUCUCAUCAGUACAGAAGAAUUAAAUGUUACUCUUGAGAAACUACCGAACUGGCAGUCAUGUAUAUCCUUGUUGAAUAGGAUCUUUCUCAGUAUUACUGAAGAAAAUUUAAUUAAAGCCCUUCAUAAUGAUGUACAAAUUAUGAAAACACUGAAUAGAAUAAAAGAUAAUGGAUUUACAAUGAUAACUAAAUUACACGAAUAUGUAACAAAGUCAGCUAAUCUGUCAGAAAUUCUUAACGGAAAAAUUAUACAUUUCUCAGUAGUAACCUGUCGUUUAUGCUAUUCAAUAAUGAAAUAUUCUGCUGGUGUGCCUCCUCUUCCUGAUAAAAAUAUCACAGUAAAUUCAUGUGAUUCCAAUACAACAUCACAGACACAAUCAUUCUCCCUAGGAAUAGAUUCAAUCUUCAACAUAGUCCGUUCAGCAGUCCUAUGGUUGAACAAGUAUUCCUCGGUGGAGCGCAAUAAUAACAAUCAUAAUAAUGCUGGUGAUGCUGGCCUGUUGGAUAAUGAAGCCAUAGAACCUGUAAAAGACGAAUUACUUUCAUUCAUCCCAGUUAUUUACUGUUCUUGUGAUCUGUUUGUUGUUAAAUUGGAUCAAUUUCUUUUUACCUGUCUGAAAAACUGUCCGAUUAAACAGCCUAUAUCAGAUAAUAAAAAUAUGAGUAAUAAUACUAAUAAGGAUUUCGCAAUGGAAGUUUUGAAAUACUGUUCAUUUAGAAAUAUGAAUUUAUUAAAGAAGGCUGUGGAGUUUAUUCUUGAGAGACAUAAUUGUGACAGAGAUAUUUGCAACAAUAGAAUGUCACUGGCUUCUAAUAAUUUAUCCAAAAUUACUCAGAAAUAUUGGGCUGACAAUUUUGCAUCACUAUUGUGUUUUAUAUGCGAAGGCAUAGUUGACAAUUAUAACAAUAAUAUUAAUAGUGACAAUCGUGAUCAAACAGAUCAGCCUCUUCAUUAUCUAUCACAUAUAUCCUACUUAUUUGAAUUAUGUCAAAAUAUACAACUGUUUGUCAAUUUUAUCAAUCACUACUCUUUGGACAUUUUCACUGAAAUCAAAUUUAUGCAAAAUCAAAUUAUCAAGCUGAAUUCAGUUUUUCGCAUUAUCACAAGCCAAUGUAAUUCAUCCGACCAAAUACUUCUCUAUCAUCUGUACAAAGACUACUAUGAUGAAGUGAAUACAAAUCACUAUCCAUCUCCGCUUACUCUUGGCCUGUUUACGAUCAUAUGUGGAAUUAUUUCUGGACUACGACCAGAUGUAAUAAAAUCAGAAAAUCCUGUUAGUUUAUUGGGUUUCUUUGUAAAUAAUAUUGAGAAUCUUCUUCAUCACAUCAAGUGUUCGAAUCCUCUUCUGUUGUCGGUAUUUUCACAAACAGUUGCGUCUUUGCUAAAUAAGACUGAUGAUGAAUGUUUUACAAAUGUAAAACAGUGCUUCUGCAGAUGUUUAAAUCACUUUUUCACAUUGAUACCAACUAUUGAAAGUCACAACACAUUUGUCUGUUUUCUGGUAUUAUGGUCAAUUCGUGGUCUCUUGUCCUCAUAUACAUAUAAUGAAGGCGAUAAUCAUACCGCCCAUAAAGAAUUGGGUGAUUUUGUGAUUAAGUCAAGAAUGCUUACAUUUACACCAUUGGGUAAUGAUAUAUCAAGUUUUCGAAAAACCUUAUUAUCUGCUGAUUUUCAAUGUGCAUGCAGUUGUCUUGACCAAGCUGAUGAAAUACUGUUAAACUCAUUGAAUUCAACCUCUUCUUCUUCUUCUUCUCUGUGUACAUUCAGUCAUUGUUAUAUUACAGAUUCAUAUAUUCAUAAUAUCCUUCAGCAGGUUAUUGAACCUAUGCAUAGUGAAAUUAACCUAUUGAUAGACAGGAUUAGAUCACAACCAGAGCUUCUCGAAACAUACAACUGUUUUACAGCAUUUUUAAGUCGUCUAUUGGUGCUCUACUUGAAAAUAACAGUUCGAUUGCCAUCCGAAUUCUUCACCGAUGAGCUGAUAAGGAAGACGGGUCACCAUGAACUUGCCAGCUACUUGGACUAUAGUAGGCGAAUAAAUCCAUCACCUUCAAUAUGCAAUGGAAUGAGUCUUGGAUACUCUGAACUCCCAGCUAAACGAAGACGUGGACAAAUCUCAUUAUGGGUUCAGCUGUUAGCAAUCAAGGUGUCUCCAUCAUUAUACACACAACUAACUGAACAAAAUUUAAAAAAUAAGGAUGUGAACACUCCUGUGCUACCAUCUCAUGUCCAAAAGUUACAAGAAAACAACACGACUUUUAAUUUCAGUGGUACAGAAAACUGUCAGUUUGAAAACUCUUGCAGGAGACCACUAUAUCUGCAGUCCACUCCUGAACCUAAAGAAGAGGUCCACGAUACUACGUAUAAAGAAGGUCAAAUAACUACAAUUCAGAACGCUAAUUCCUACCGUAAUUUGACGUGUGAUAAGGAAAACUACAGUGCAUCUUGUGCGGUGUCAGGAAUAUCGAAAAAUUUUCUGGAUUGCUCACCGGAUACAUUCGAAAGCUUGGAUGUGCAGGCUCCUUUGCUUGAUUAUCUUGUCAGACAUCAUGCUAUAAGUGGAGAAUCUAGUCUCGAAAUAAUACGGGCAGAAAAAUGUGAGCGUCCUUUCUUGCUGCUAAGUGCCAUUGGCCUUCCUAUUCAUAAUGGUGGCUUUCGUAGCUCAGGAUCAUCCAACAGUUGUCCAUUCGCCCCACCACAAGGCCUAGCGCUCUUGCUUAACGCAUUACGACAGACGGGUCACCAUGAACUUGCCAGCUACUUGGACUAUAGUAGGCGAAUAAAUCCAUCACCUUCAAUAUGCAAUGGAAUGAGUCUUGGAUACUCUGAACUCCCAGCUAAACGAAGACGUGGACAAAUCUCAUUAUGGGUUCAGCUGUUAGCAAUCAAGGUGUCUCCAUCAUUAUACACACAACUAACUGAACAAAAUUUAAAAAAUAAGGAUGUGAACACUCCUGUGCUACCAUCUCAUGUCCAAAAGUUACAAGAAAACAACACGACUUUUAAUUUCAGUGGUACAGAAAACUGUCAGUUUGAAAACUCUUGCAGUCAAUGUCUCGGCUACGCCAAGAUUCAUUCUGAUUGGAUAAUAAGCAAAGGAGUAUUUGUUGCUAAGGUUUUAUACAAUCCGUAG